Molecule: messenger RNA, 2217 nt
Organism: Oreochromis niloticus (Nile tilapia)
Lineage: Eukaryota; Metazoa; Chordata; Actinopteri; Cichliformes; Cichlidae
Product: CD209 antigen-like protein E
Exons: 7
Coding region: 776-1522 (248 amino acids)
Source: RefSeq, a predicted model, not a curated record
CACGGUCCAUGGUGCUGGUUGGAGUGGAGUGGAGCUGACCAAAGCCUUGGGUUUGGCCCCUAGUUGAAACCAGCAGUUCUCGUCCGUGGCAGAAACACCAGCGACACAAGUUGGGAGCCUGGGUUGACUGUUGGCGGGAUCUUGGGACACAGCAGCUGGGUGGUGCACUGUGUCGGCUAGCUCAGCGCUAGUAGUGGUGGUUUGAGCUUUGCCAAGGAGGAUCGUGUCAAGUUUGCGUUCAGCCCCCUGGAUUUGGUAUAGCGUGGAUAUCCUUUGUUCCAGCUCGAUCACUCUUUGGCUCAGGUUGAUGCAGCUUUCACAACUGGAUGUUGAGGUAAGUGGUGCCAUUCCGAAAUCUCGUACCGGAGACAGCGUCAAAAACAAAACUGCCACUUUAGCUUACGUUUAGCUAGUUGUGGCAGUUGCUAGUGAUUAGCUAGUUUUUUUUUUGCAGCUAUGUGAUGUAAACUGUUGGCUAACCAGUGUCAAAAAUAUCGAUAUCAGGAAAUAACACCUCUUUUCCACUUACUCGGUUCGGCGCGACUCGCAACAGUCACAAACAAAAUCACAGCCGCAGCGUCACGUCACGUCACGAUGGCGUGUGAUGGCGUGUGAAUUUAAACAUAUCAUGUUUAACCUCAGAGCGAAAGACUGUGUGGGGUUUGAAAACGAUGUGCUGGGAGUCCGGUGUUGUCGCCGCCUCUAGUGAGCCUUGACCACCCAGUCAGCUAUCGAGCUGAGCUGAGCUCAGAAAUAAUCCACAUCCUUUCAUGCAAUGGAGGAAAUUUAUGUCAAUGAACGAUAUGUCAAACCUGCCAACAAGCCAUCUACAAAAAAACCCACAGCUCCAAGAAGCUACAAGACAAGCUUUUAUUUAGUUGUCAUUCUCUCGUUGGGCCUGCUGGCUGGACUUCUCACUCUUGCUUUCUACUACAAAAACUCCUUACAAGAUUCAGCUGAAUAUCUCUCAAUGAGUAACAAACUUUCCUCAAUAACCGAGGAGAGAGACCUUCUUAAUGCAAAUGUCUCUGUAGUGAGUAACCAACUUUCUUCUAUGACUGAGGAGAGAGACCUGCUGAAGGCCAACCUCACUGAAAUGACCAAAGAGAUGGAGAGACUGCAGCGUUUGUUCAACCAGAACAAAGCAUGCCCUGCAGGAUGGAGCAAGUUCAGCUGUAGCUGCUAUCUCCUCUCUGAAAGGUCUGCUUCCUGGGAUGUAGCCAGAAAGAACUGCAGAGACAGAGGAGCAGAUCUGAUGGUUAUUGACACUCCUGAAGAACAGAUGAUCCUCUCUGUAAUCAUCACAGAAGACGCUUGGAUUGGUUUGAAUGACAAAGAAAAGGAGGGAACAUGGAAAUGGGUCGAUGGAACGCCACUGACUCUCAGGUACUGGGCAGGAGACCAACCUGAUAAUGGUGGUGGACUGGAAGACUGUGCUCAUAUCAUAAAUAAUAAUAAAAAGUCCUGGAAUGAUCUUCCAUGUUCAACUUCUCUAAAGUGGAUCUGUGAAAAAAUACCAUAAAAUCAAUGUACAGUUUCUCAGAAAUGAUAUAAUCAAAAAAUGUUUUACGGUUUUAGUUGUGAUUGUAAUUCCACAUUAUAACUUUGAUAUGCUCUGUCAUGAUGAGGCAUUUUGUUGUAGCUUUUUUAUAAGUCAGUGGAAAUCAAACACAAGCACGGCUAAGCAUAAGCGGUUAAUUUUUGAUAUUUCUAUUUGAAAUUAUUUGAUUUUUAAUGUAAUUUUCUUCUUCUGGUAGUUUUUCUUUAUCUAUUGUGGUAUUAUUUUAAUUAAGUCUUUUAUUUCUUUUCCUUCUUCUUCAUAGUUGUUUUACUCAGUUUCAGUUCACGAUCAUAUAUUUUGCUUCAUAUCACAUUGUAUUACCUCAUAAUAGAGGUAGUUUUUUUUCCUGCAGUGUUUCUUUAUGUUCCUCCCUCUGUCUCAUUUCUGUGUUGUUGAGUGUUAGUAUUCAUUAGGGUUAGUUGUCUUUUGCAUAUUUCCUCUUUUCCAUUUGUUUCCUGCGUUUGUAUUACUUCCUGCUUCAGUUUUUCCCUCAUUACUUUCAUUGUUAUGUUUUUGAUGGUGUUUGAGUGACCUUGUACGUGUCAUUCUGUCUUACAAUAAACUCCAAAAACAAAAGAUCUAAAGUGCUCUUCUGGGAAUUAAUUGAGAUAUAGACUUUAUUAAGAUAGUUAUCUUAUGAUGAAAAGACCAAAAAG